Messenger RNA from Sphaerodactylus townsendi, 2834 nucleotides. RefSeq names its product lysosomal associated membrane protein 2 (gene LAMP2). The record is from RefSeq and is a predicted model, not a curated record. Gene Ontology annotation, cellular component: membrane. Bases 93 to 1715 code for a protein of 540 amino acids. NCBI's taxonomy places the organism in Eukaryota, Metazoa, Chordata, Lepidosauria, Squamata, Sphaerodactylidae. The transcript is spliced from 9 exons.
AUAUGACUGGCUUCGGCGAUUAGCCGGGCUGCUGAUGCGGGUGAGCUGUGGCUGCGCUGGUUCGGUUCUCUCGUCUCGGUUGCGGCGCGGGCAUGGAGACUUGUCGCUCCAUCCUCGGCCGCCUCCUGUGUCCUCUUUGCUGCGGUCUCCUUUUCUUCGUCCUCCUCCUACUCGACAGCUCCGCUUCAUCGGAGACGUAUGCUGUCGAUGUAGAAGUGAAGGAUGCUUCCAACAUCACAUGUCUCUAUGCAAAAUGGAUGAUGAACUUCUCAAUAACGUAUGAAUCCAAUAUUAGUGAAUAUAAAAACAUAGCUUUUAUGCUCCCACAAAAUGUGAACUAUGAUGGAAGCAGUUGUGGUGACGAAACAAGUGGCCCUCAGCUAUCAGUAGAGUUUGGAACUGGAAACAUCUGGAGCAUCAACUUUACGAAAACGCAUGAUACUUACCAAGGAAACAUCACGUUUAUCUACAAUACCGAUGAUGUGGAAUUAUUUCCAGAUGCUAAAAGGAAAGGACCAAUCAUUACCUCUGCAUACUAUCCUGUGCAUCCAGUUCAAUUAAAUACAGUAUUCACCUGUCGGCAGGUGGAUUCUGUUCAAGCUGGCAAUGUCACAAAUGACUUCUGGAACAUCAGUCUUCAGGCUUUCCUUCAGAAUGGCUCCUUAAGUACAAAACAUACUCAUUGUGAUAAAGAUGCUGCAGCUUCUCUUCUGUCUACGGAUACCACUACUGUACCUACUACAACAGUCACUUCCACUACUACUGAACCUACUACAACAGUCUCUACCACUACUACUACUGUACCUACUACAACAGUCUCUACCACUACUACUACUGUACCUACUACAACUGUUUCUACCACUACUACUACUGUACCUACUACAACUGUUUCUACCACUACUACUACUGUACCUACUACAACUGUUUCUACCACUACUACUACUGUACCUACUACAACGGUUUCUACCACUACUACUACUGUACCUACUACAACAGUCUCUACCACUACUACUACUGUACCUACUACAACCGUCCCUACCACCACCACUAUAACUACAGCUACUACUAUUAAAACAACAGCUUGGUCACAUGUUCCUCUAUCGGUUGUCAAAGUAGGGGAGAAGCCUGUCACGGGAAACUACUCAGUCAAUGUUGGUACCACAAGCUGUCUCCUGGCAAGCAUGGGCCUGCAACUGAACAUCUCUAAAGAACAGGGCCAUUGGUUGAUUAAUAUUGAUCCAAAUUCUACUGUGGCUACUGGUAAAUGUGGUGAAAGAACAGCAGACCUCAGGCUGAAUGAUAACAACAACACAAUUAUUGAUUUCUUAUUUGCAAUUAAGAACACAAGCUCGGAUAAGUUCUACCUGAAAGGCGUGAACAUCACUCUCGUUCGUCCUGCCAAUGGUUCUCUUUUCGCUGCCAACAACAAUCUCAGUUCCUGGGAAGCCUCCUUGGGUAGUUCGUACAUGUGCAGGAAAGAAGAAACUCUUGUCGUGACGGAGGGAUAUCGAAUAAUGACCUUUGAUCUGAGAGUUGAGCCAUUCAAUGUAAAAGAAAACAAGUUCUCUACAGCUGAAGACUGCAGCCCAGAGGUGGACAACUUCUUUGUGCCUAUUGUGGUGGGAGCAUCCUUGGCAGGAUUAGUGUCUCUGAUUUUCAUGGCUUAUUUUUUUGGUCUCCGAAAACGUCGUGGCUCUAGCUAUCAGCAGCUUUAAAAACAGAAUAUUCUUCGGGCGGAACGCUUUCCCCUUUCAACCACCUGAGAAGUGUUUUGCACCUGCAGAGUUUUUAGGCCUUAUGUAUGGAUUUUUUAAAAAGAUGCAUGUGGACAUGUGGGGAUUCAAAGAGAAAACAAUGGUUGCUUAUUGAGUUGUCAUAUGAAUAAGUUUGAACUAAUUUUAUGUUGAAUUGCUAGAGGCUGAUCUUAAGCCAAACACACUUUUUUCAAAAGAACAUCACUGCAGUGGCUGAACACCGUGGUGGGAAGGGCUCCCACAGGUGUCCCUGCUCUUUGAAGCCUGGUACAGAAUUCAUGCUGGCUCCUUGCAAACCACGGCUCAGGCAUUUGGAACCCAGCUUUGUGAAUGCUUGCUUCCCUCCAGUCCCCUGGAAUGUAGUUCCACCCCUUUGACCUCCAAGUGUUGACCUUGGCUUUCACUUAGCACCCUUAGUCAUGAUUAUUUUGGAAUCUGUUUUAUUCCAACCAUUGUUUACAUUGGCACAUGUGUAAUAUGCGGUUGGUGAAGGGACUGGGAAGGUGCUCCAAAGAGCAGAACAGAGCACGUGUUCCCAAAGUCAUGUCCCAAUUUGCAAACCGUGGCCUGUUGAAAGACUGCACCAGCUUAAAACCCAAAUAAGCAAAUGGGUCUUCACCUUGUUUGAAUCAGAUGUGCAGUGAAGGGCUAGUUUGGGGUUCUCUUCAACUGCUUUGAGCUAAAAGUUUAUUCUGACAAUUGGGACAUUGUCAGAUAAGCUCUGUUCAUCCUUGCCUUCCAUAGGAAAUGAGCUUUGCACUCAAAAUGUAUGAACAUUUUAACAGAUUUGUGGAGCAGAUGUGUACGUGUAUGUAUGCUGUUUCAAUGGGUGGAGGCGGUGGGUGUAGCAAAUGGGUACUUUCCCACUGUAACCCAACACCCUUGAUUAUGUGAAGGCUUCAUUCUUCAAAUGUGGAGCUAAGCGUAGAGAUUACCAAUGUGAAUAUCUGAAGUCCUCAUUUCUGCAGAAUGUUGUACCUGCUGCCAUUAUAUAAAGAGCACUGUAACUUUGUUCUGAUGUUUGUGAACAACAGCCAGUGUUGUGCCUUAUUACAAAAUGUCUCUAAUUAUUAUGCAUAC